Messenger RNA from Pyrenophora tritici-repentis Pt-1C-BFP, 1799 nucleotides. Its product is annotated as ERG9, Phytoene-squalene synthetase. Gene Ontology annotation, biological process: biosynthetic process. The record is from RefSeq and is a predicted model, not a curated record. NCBI's taxonomy places the organism in Eukaryota, Fungi, Ascomycota, Dothideomycetes, Pleosporales, Pleosporaceae. Gene Ontology annotation, molecular function: geranylgeranyl diphosphate synthase activity; intramolecular lyase activity.
AUGGGCUUUGACUACGCGCUCGUUCAUCUCAAGUACACCAUCCCUCCGGCUGUCCUGCUCACCUGGCUGUACCGUCCCUUCUUCACCAAGCUCGACGUGUAUAAAGUUGGUUAUCUAGUUUCUAUCGCUGUUGCUUCAACGAUACCAUGGGACUCGUACCUCAUUCGCACCGGCAUUUGGAGCUACCCCACUCACGUUAUCAUUGGCCCAAAGCUCUGUGAUAUACCGCUUGAAGAGGUCUUCUUUUUCAUCAUACAGACGUACAACACCUCGCUCCUCUAUCUCCUCCUCAGCAGGCCCACCUUCCAGCCCGUCUACCUCAACACCGAACGCGGCGCCGCCCGACGUCAAUGGCGAUAUAUGCGCCUUGCCGGCCAAGUCUUCUUUCUGGCCUUGAUUGCAUGGGGUUGGCGAUGCAUUAGACAUGGAGGCCUGGGCACAUAUACCGGCCUCAUUUUGGUUUGGGCUGGCCCUUUCCUACUGAUGUUAUGGUCCCUUGCAUAUCAAUUCAUCCUGGCUCUUCCUGUGACCAAUACCGCCUUGCCCAUUUUCCUCCCGACCCUGUACCUAUGGGUAGUGGAUACACUGGCACUGCGCAGAGGAACCUGGGUAAUCAGCACAGGCACCAAAUAUGGACUUCACCUAUGGGAUGGUCUCGAGAUUGAAGAGGCUCUCUUCUUCCUCGCCACUAAUGCCCUCAUAGUAUUCGGCCAAUUGGCGUUUGACAAUGCUCUCGCUGUGCUGUACACAUUCCCACACCUGUUCACGGGCCCGUCACUGUUGCCCUCGCCUGUUCUUUUGAUGCGCGCCCUGCUUACUCCCUGCUCAAAGUACCAUGACGCGCGCAUCAAGGGCCUCGACGAAGCUGUGAAUCGUCUGAAGCGCAAAAGCCGCAGCUUUUACCUUGCCUCUGCUACCUUUCCUGGUCCAUUACGCGCGGACCUACUAUUACUUUACUCGUUUUGUCGCGUUGCCGAUGACUUGGUGGACAACGCUUCCGAUGCCGACGAAGCUAGGGCUUGGAUAGCAAAAAUGCGCAAGUUUCUAAACAAUGUGUACAGCGACAAGUUACCACAGUCUGUAGUGCACAGCCAAAUAUGCGACGACUUCCCACCUAGCACACAGUCUGCACUUCUACAACUGCCUGCCACCAAACUGUCGCCCCAGCCACUGGAGGAUCUGCUGCAUGGAUUCGAAAUGGACCUGGCCUUUCAACAGGGACCAAUUAUCAGGACCAUGGAGGAUCUGCGCGUGUACUCGGAACGUGUGGCAGGUACUGUAGCUCAAAUGUGCAUUCAGCUCAUCUUCUAUUGGUAUCCUAGUACAUUGGAUACUGAAGAGAAGAACGUGAUAGUUGCUGCUGGCAACAGUAUGGGCGUGGCGUUGCAGUACGUCAAUAUUGCGCGAGAUAUAGAAGUAGACGCUCAGAUUGGUCGUGUAUAUCUUCCCUUGAAUUGGCUUUCUGAAGCGGGACUUAGCUACGAUGACGUGCUGAAGAAGCCGAAUCAAGCUCAGAUUCAGACUCUACGUAAGCACCUCCUAAACCAUGCUUUCUCUGUCUACGAGAAGGCCAAAGAUUCCAUCGAGCGUUUGCCAAUCGAGGCCAGAGGUCCUAUCCGGGUUGCGGUGGAGAGUUAUAUGGAAAUCGGACGGAUCCUAAGAAGUGAACAAUACCAAGUGAAGGCUGGUCGCGCUACCGUACCGAAGUCGAGGAGGAUAAUGGUAGCUUGGAGAACACUGAACAGUAAAUAAUGUAAUAUUAGAUGAGUUAAACGUUCGGAAAUAAAUCGGAAACAACC